UAAAUGGACUUGACUCUCGAGUGCGCACUGCGCGUUUUACACAUGCGAGCAUGGUAUACAUCGCCUCCUGGCAAGAGUUUCAGGAAGCAGCUGAAAAUCUCUACACAAAUUCCCCGAACAAAGCUCGAUACUGUGUGAAGUGGAGAUCAUCAGAAGGCAAGCUCGUCCUAAAGAUUACAGAUGAUACAACAUGCAUAAAGUUCAAAACUUACUCCUCAAUAUUCCUCAAUCGAUUCGAAGCUCUGAAUCUAUCGUUGAUGCAGAAAAUGCAGAAUAGACGCCCCACACCAAUCGCACACGCCUUAGGUGCGCCCGAUACCACUAAAGACGCAGACCAGGCACGCUCUUCGUCUCCAUUAGUCCCACAACCUGCGGGUCCGGCAGCUGGAGGUGUUAAGAAGAAAAAGCCAAAGAAGAAAAAGUAAUGGUAACAGCGCUAGGCGAUUUCUGGUAAAUCCGCCGCAAUGACCCUGCUAUCCUAUCUUUGUCUGAUAAGCGCCACUCCGUUCAAUAGCAAAGUUUGGUGUAGCUCCCCCUCCUGGGAUGGACAAACGUGCACAGUUAUUAUCAGAGUGAGACCAACGUUUGUAGAUCUUAUUUGACAAUGUGCUGUUGAUCGGGUGAAUGCCCGAGCGAUCUUGAAUCGUUGAUCCGUUGAUCAAGCUACAUUGUCCUUGUACAAAAGGUACAAUCAUAGGUAAGUGAUCUAUAUGGAAACGAUGGAGAUAGGCAUACAACGUCUAGCUUCGGUCUCGCACAGGCUUGCUCAGAUUGUAAGUUACUAAUUAAACAACGGUGCAUUGUACCCAGUGCUAGCCCUGAUCUACCAAAUUGUUGAUAGUGUUAGAUGGCGAUGGCGAUGU
Messenger RNA from Suillus clintonianus, 863 nucleotides. Its product is annotated as signal recognition particle SRP9 SRP14 subunit. The transcript has 3 exons. Gene Ontology annotation, biological process: SRP-dependent cotranslational protein targeting to membrane. Gene Ontology annotation, cellular component: signal recognition particle, endoplasmic reticulum targeting. The coding region runs from base 51 to 425 and encodes 124 amino acids. Lineage: Eukaryota; Fungi; Basidiomycota; Agaricomycetes; Boletales; Suillaceae. The record is from RefSeq and is a predicted model, not a curated record. Gene Ontology annotation, molecular function: 7S RNA binding.